AUGACCGCUAUAUCUGGUGAUGACUCUGAUGUAGAUCCAAAGACUGCUGCCGUCGUAAGAAGAACCGUGAGAUUCAUUCUAGCCAGCAUUGAAUCUCAAUUGACAGUAAUCAGUAAGAAUCGUUUACAAAAUGUCGUUCGUGAUAUAUCACAACAAGAGAACUCAUCAAGAAUACCUUUCAAUGACCUGGUUAGAUCCGCCAGUGAACUCCUCGAAGACGUCUUUGGCUACGAGCUCCGACGAUUAGGAACUAGGUCUGAGAAGUUCAUCGUACUGAACACACUAAAACCGUUGCCACGUCUAAAUGAAUUUAUCAUCAAAUUAUGUGAAAACACAAAGACCGAUUCGUUUGCGCAUGAUAGUGAACACAUUAGCCCAAAAACAAACUGUCUGAAUAGUACCUUUCACGACCAAGAUUUAGCUUUCAAAGGCGUUCUCACGGUGACACUGUGCACCGUUCUCUUCUCCAAGAACCAUAUUUUGCAACAAGAGCUAUUGGAACAUCUAAGCUCCUUCGGAAUACCGACUGAUGGCAGCAAGAUUCCUGUCAUCAAUUGCACCAUAGAUGAACUGCUCAAGACUCUUGACAGGCGAGAGUACCUCUAUCGUGUCCAAGACAGCGCAGAUAUUCAAGGUGAGACAGUUUUCUACAGAAUUGGAAGAAGAACCCAACUCGAAUUUGAUCUUGACUCCCUUGUCCUUCUAGUACGAUCAGUAAUGGGGCUAGCCGAAGAUCAGCAUUCCACUCUCAGGGAAGACAUAGCAAGGAACAUUGCUGACUCUUAUAAAAGCAAUACUCUCUAA
Zygotorulaspora mrakii is the source of this 804-nucleotide messenger RNA. RefSeq names its product Smc5-Smc6 complex subunit NSE3 (gene NSE3). The transcript has a single exon. Bases 1 to 804 code for a protein of 267 amino acids. The record is from RefSeq and is a predicted model, not a curated record. Lineage: Eukaryota; Fungi; Ascomycota; Saccharomycetes; Saccharomycetales; Saccharomycetaceae. Gene Ontology annotation, cellular component: nucleus. Gene Ontology annotation, biological process: DNA repair.